This is a messenger RNA of Ruditapes philippinarum (Manila clam), 3798 nucleotides long. RefSeq names its product neuronal acetylcholine receptor subunit alpha-5-like. Gene Ontology annotation, cellular component: membrane; neuron projection; synapse. The record is from RefSeq and is a predicted model, not a curated record. Gene Ontology annotation, biological process: chemical synaptic transmission; signal transduction; nervous system process. Lineage: Eukaryota; Metazoa; Mollusca; Bivalvia; Venerida; Veneridae. The transcript has 6 exons. The coding region runs from base 2566 to 3798 and encodes 410 amino acids. Gene Ontology annotation, molecular function: neurotransmitter receptor activity; extracellular ligand-gated monoatomic ion channel activity; transmembrane signaling receptor activity.
UAAUGUUGAUCAUUAAAUAGGUUAAUGUUUAAUAAUACGCAUUAAACAAAAAUGAUUGGUCAACUGCCUGCGACAGGCUUAACCAAUUAUUUUUAUUAAUGCGUAUUAUUUAACACUAACAUCUACAUGGUAUUGUUGGUAAUUUAUAGAACUCGUGUUCUGUAUUUUAUGUGUAGGAUUCAUUCAAUAUUAUUUCUAAAAAUGUCAAAAAAAUGAUUGACUCAAGGCGAAAAUGUACUUGCUUAAUAGAGGGCCGUUCUGCAUAAGUUGAACUUCCUUUUCCUUUUCGAUUCCAUAAAGGGUUCACAAUAAUAAUUAUUGUUCGGGCUUUUACGUAAAUGCCUUAUAUCUAUAAAUAUUAAAUAUAUUAUUUAGAUUUUGUCGAUUACUUCUGAGGAACGAUUGACGUUUGUAUAAGCUUCAUUGUAUUCAAAUAUUUCUUUGUCGUUGUUAAACAGAUUUUGGUGGUGGGUAUCUACACUGUACUUAAUUAUCAUUUUGCAUUUCAAUGACAUAAACAUAAUCAAACAUUUUUAACGAGUUUUUUUCCUGAUGGUGAUAAACUUAAUGGUAUAUUUUACGAGUGAUAAAAUAUCACGUCUGACCUAUUAUGUAAAUUACGUAUUUUUAUGAAUUGUUAAUAUUCGGAACGAUAAAUAAAUGAAAAACGAUACAUUCGAUAAAUCGUAUAUGCAAAAUCUGCAUUGAAGCGACUGUCAACUCUGAAUGAAAAAUUAAAUGUUAAAGUUUACGCCACCAUGGUUUAAUUAAUUUAAUAUAAGAAAUUAUCAAUGUUAUCAGAUUGAAUGUUAGAUUUUAUUAAUGUGGGCGACGAUAAUAGUGUGUUUAUGCCACUAACGUAUUGACAGCUUAGUUUUCAACCUUUCAUCAUGGCCAGGCCUGCAUAACUUAAAAAUAAAAUCCAUUUUAAAAUCAAUUAACACUAAUGGUGUUAAUUUGAAUAAUUUCAUGAAUGAUAAAGUAAAAGUAUGUUCGUGAGGUUGGCAGCCUAACAGCCUGAAGUUGGUGGCCUAACAGCCUGACGUUUACAGCCUAACAGCCUGAAGUUUGCAGCCUUACACCCUAAAGAAAAGUAAGGAUAGUACAAGCAUGAAACCCGUCGGAAAGGAAUCGGCAGCACUUACUUAGACCAUUCCACGUCUUAUUUUAAUAUCGCGAUCUUUAUUAUUUUCUUUAAUAAUGAACUUUAUUUCUUUUUUCAUUCUGACGCUUCGAAAUUUAUGAAGUUAGCAGCCUAUCAGCCUAAGAAAACUAAGGAUAGUACAAACAUGAAAACCGUCGUUUUAUAAUAAAACAGUUUUAAAAGAAGUCAUAAAUAGCUUGGAUUUCGGACAAACUCACUUGACUGCACCGACACAUUUGAUCAGUAUAGAGAUCCUGCAGUUGAAAUUCUGAAAAUCUAAUCUAAAUGGUGUAAAUUAUUUCCUCUUAUAAUAUAAGUGAUUGCAACUGUGAAUCAGUUGUGUCUCAAUUUAUAGUCAUACAUUACGUAUAAUUCAUCUGAUUAAAGCGGUACGUUAGAGACGUGGCCUCCAUGACCUUAUGGUUUAGUUUGAAUUGAAACCACCUGCCUGUCGCCGCUUAGGGUUCGAGUCUCGCAAAGGUCUUUGGAUUCUUUAAAAUGAGGAAGCUAUCAAACAAGCUUACGGAAUAUCGGUGGCUUCCUCUACUCGGAUGUCCGUUUGUGCAUGAAAUAAUGUACAGAGGGGCACCAGAGGUCUUUCUCCACAGAAGAGCUGGAAAGUCGCCAUAUGACCUUAACAGUGUUGGUGUGACUUUAGAAAGGUAAAAUAAGAAUGAAAAAAUAAUUGAACAACAUUAUUUGAACGGUUAAUAUUUAAUAUCAUUAUCACUGAUAAAUGCUACAUUUGAAAGAAGAUAACGUUUUGACAGGCACUUUUGAAAGUAACAUUCAUUUUUGGGGGCUCCAACUUGAUAUAUAUUCAUCUGGUUCAUUUCAACUUUGUGGGUUACCUCUGGUCCGAUAUUUAAAUACUGCGUUAAAGUCUGUCAGAGAAUGUGAAAUGUUGGAUAAUUAAGUAAAGCAUAAGAACAUACUACUAGUAAGCUGUCAAGGGAUACUCUCGUCCAACUAAAAUAAAGGUACAUAUUAUAUAACAGCAUAUGGCUUUAUUGAUUAAAGAUCCUGUAACUCAAUUUUUUAUGGUUUUAUAUCUUAAAUAUAAUGCUCAAAUGAAGAUUUAUCAAUAAUGUAAGUUCAAAAAAGUUUUAUUUGUAAAGAUAUUAGUACAGAAUUCACAUUUUAUGUUAAUAAAGGGAGGUAAUUAGAAAUUCAUUUUCCGUAAAGUCUAAGCCAAAUUUUUCAAAAAGAAAUGAAUCCAUAUAUUUUGAUGAUUACAUAAAAUGUGAACAAAUAUUUGCAGUACAUAUUUUACAUAUUCUUUGAUGUUUGAAAAUUGUUUAGAAGCAUAAUUAAAUACAUAUAUAAAUUUUCACUUAAAUGCGGUUACAACCUUAAUUACAACAUACAACAUCUUUAAAGUAACAUAUGAUAUAAUAUUUCAGAAAAAGGUAUAUAAAGGAAUGGACUUUAAUGUACUGCUACUGGUGCUAGCAUAUAGCGCAAGAUGUCUGUGCGUGUUUGUAUCAACACCAACCAGCAACGCUACAGAAACACAUCGUCUUUAUACAGAUCUCUUCGUGAAUCAGGGUUACAACUCUAAGAUACUGCCAUAUACUAAUCGGUCUGCAAAGUUUGGUGUUACAAUGUCGUUUGUUCUUAAAACGAUAAUUGAUUUAGAUGAAGUAACAGAAACAUUGAAGACAUCAUCUUACAUGGUCAUACGAUGGAACGAUACAUUCUUAAAAUGGAAUAGAACAGAAUACAACUUUUUAUUUAUAACAUACUGGCCUCAGAAUGAUGUUUGGAAGCCAGACAUAGUUCUGGCUAAUUCAGUUAGAUCAUAUGAAAGUUUAGGACAUGAAACUUUAAUGGUUGAAAACUUUUAUAAUGGCACUAUAAAGUGGUUCCCUCAAGAGAUGUUUGAAACGUCCUGCGAUAUAGACAUGAGAUAUUUUCCAUAUGAUGUUCAAACUUGUGAGAUACAGUUUAUGUCUUGGAGCUACGUUAGCGUAAACCUUAGAGCAAGUGAAGAUGAAAUAUCAUUGAGGUAUUACGAUGUAAAUCCUUUAUGGGAAAUCUUAGAAACAAGCGUAAACUAUUCAAAAAGAGCUGGCGUGGAUGUCUUAAUAUAUGAAUUAAAGUUGAAGCGAAAACCCCAGCACGCCCUGUUGACAUUAUUUCUUCCUGUUUUGUUGCUAACCAUUUUAGGACUUUUUGUGUUUGCUAUACCUAACGGGGGUGAUAGAUCAGGAUAUGCAGUUACACUGUUCCUAGCUUUCUCCGUCUACUUAAGUAUUGUAGAUUCUGUUAUGUCGCGGAAUUCCGAGAAGAUAUCACUGUUUUCGAUAUAUUUGGUUGUUCAAACUGUCCAGUCAACCAUCAUCACAAUUUUAUCUGUACUUUUAACAAAAGCGGAAUUAAUGGAAACGAAUUCCACUGUUCCACGUUUUCUGGUGUUUCUAGUUAAAAUUAGCAAAGUAUGUUGUAAGAAAUCUGACAACGUCUAUACAAUUGAAAGCAUUGAAACAGAUACAACUUCGGAUAACAAGAGCGAUAACAAUAAGGAGACGAAAACUGUCAAGGAAACAACACCUUGUACUUGGGACAUGGUUGUAGACGCUGUUGAUAAAAUAGCAUUAAUAUUCUUCACUGUCACUUUUAUUGUAACAACCUAUGAAGGUGCAUUACGAUAG